CAAAGGCCAAGACACCUGCAAAGACACAACACCUGCUAAACCCAAGACACCUGCUGAAGAAAAGACACCGAAAUUCUCUGGUAUUGCACGUCUCAUGAAAACUCCCAAGCCUUUACCCAAGUCUCCAAAGUUGGGUGGCAUCAAGCAGCUUGUCGCAUCUCCCACGAAGAUUGACCCUUAUGAUGACUUCGAAGGAGUACCUGAACUUUUUGUCACUCCUAAGCGACAACUCCCAUCCCCUGUUAAGGCUAGCGCUAAGAAGACAACCAAGCGCAAGGCCUCUCCAUCACCAGCUCCACCCGCUAAGCGCACCAAAGCAAGCACCCCGGGGCCCAAGGCCAAGAAAGCUGACACACCUGUUAAAGAAUCCAAAAUUGCAACACCUAGUCCUGUGAAGCCAAAGAGACCCAAGAGAGGAGCUGCACCCAAGCAAACCCCAGCCAAGAAAGCCAAGACACCUGCUAAGAAGACACGUGCUGCCAAGGCAGUCACGGAUCCAUCUCCUGCUCCAGUCAAGAAACAGACCCGUGGCAAAAGAGCAGCUGUUGAACCCGUUGAGGAGCCACCUGCCAAAAAGCAGGCUGUUACUCAAGCAGACUCUUUGGGAACAACAACACCAGCGAAGCGUGGACGUAGAGGAGCUGCAGCCAAGAAGGCUAAAACUCCACCAGCUAAAGAAAAGACCCCCAAGAAGCAGACAAGAGGAAGGAAAGCAGUUGCUGCUCCAGAAACUCCAGUGGUUUCUGUUGAACCGUCACCUAAGAAGACCCGUGGGCGAUCUAAGAAACAGGCAACUGCUCCAAUACCCAAGAAGACUGUGAAAAUAGUGUCGCCUGUUAAGGCCGAGACUCCUGCUCCCGCAAAGAGAGGUAGAAGAGCAGCUGCUACAAGUAAGCCAACUAAAACACCCACUAAGAAGGCAACACCUGCUAAGAAAGCAACACCCGCUAAGAAAGCAACACCUGCUAAGAAAGCAACCACCCUGGAUGUUGAGGAAGUGGUCCUUGUUGAGCCCAGUCCCAAGAAGACUCGAUCUGGACGUGGAAGGAAAGCCGUCAGCUCUCCUGCGCAACCCAAGGUAGCCCCCAAGAAGACAGCCUCUAAAUCUGCACCUGUUCAGAAAACACCUGCCAAGACACCGGCUAAAUCCAAGGCAGCUCCCAAGAAGACCCCAGCCAAGACAACUAAGGCUAAGAAAGAAGCCGCAGCAGUUAUAGAAGCACCUACUGACUCCCCCAAAACAACCAGGUCAGGAAGAAGCAGGAAGAAAGCAUCUCCAGCUAAGCCAGCCAAGUCGCCAGUAAAGAAGACACCAGCCAAGAAGGUGCCACGCAGUAAGGCAAGCAAGGAGGUUACGGCAUCACCAGUCAUUGCCGAGCCAAGCCCCAAGAAGACACGUAGAGGGGCUGUCAAGAAGGCCACUGCCACCCCCAAACCAAAAGCCAAGGCCAAUAAGCAGACUGUUGUAGAGAUCAUCAGCAUCGACUCACCUACUCCUAAGAAGCAGCGGGCGACAAGGGGGAGAGCAGCAUCCAAACCCAAGACACCCAAACCUGCUGCAAAAACCUCCAAAGCAGCCAAGAAGGUGGCAUCUCCAACCGUCACCAAAAAGGCUUCACCUGCUGUCACAAGGAGAACCACUAGGUCUAGGAAAAAUUGAAAUCUGUCAUUUUACACUGAUGCAGAUCUCAGGCUCAAUAAAAAGAUUCAAAUAGAGCAUUCAUUUUCAGAAAACUUUGGAGUCAUUUGUUGCUACAUGUAUUGAAGUGUGAUUAAGAUAAGAGGAUUUAAGCAUAUUUAUUUCUUCCUUUUUACUGGUCUCUUCACAAACAGUUCAUUUUUUAGACUUUGAUUGUCACAUUAAUCUACUAGCUGGUAAAAUAUUGAAUCAUUGUGAUCUAAAUUUGAUAUUUUCUUCAGUGUCUGAAUGUUUUCGUACAUAAUAUGCAGAUGAAUUGGACCAAUAUAUUGGGAUUUUGAAGAUCCAUUUUAUACCAUUUUAGUUGAAAUGGAAAGGAUGUAAAAGUAUAAACGAGGAGUGGAAUUUUACUUUUUGAAAUUAUUGGUAUUGAUAAGUCACAAGUAAAAAAACCCCCAAUCAUCAGUACUUCUAAUUCCAAGUAAAGGGCGAAGUCUUCACCUUCCCUCCGAGAUAUUUGUAUUGUAAAUAGAGCUUGGAUUUCACCUACUGUACAUAUUUGUACAAAGUUCAUAGUUUUAGCCUUAGUUUUGUUAAUCAUUCAUCUGCUAAAAUAGAAAUAGGGAAGCAAUACAUUCCUAAUUGAACAUUUGGGUUUUUAUAUUCUACUUUCCAGAACUACUUGUUACUGAAAGCGAAAAUACUUAGCAUGGUUUAGUGACAAAUAUUUGCAAAAUAAGUCUUCCAUUUGAUACACGUUUUGCAGUUUUUGAUGCAAGGGCAAAAGGUGACUACAUUUUUGCACUGCAUCGGUGAAUUUCAUAAAAAAAUAUUAAGGAAACUAAGGAAUUCGGGAAAGUGGCCUGCCUAGUUUUCUAGCUUUUUAUAGUGUUGACAUUUGUACAUAAGUGAUCACAUUUUUUCCAGUAGAAACCAAUUUGGAUAUGGAGUGGUUUUUAAAGGUGUUCUGUAAAACAACCUGUAAAGGGGCGAUUGUAAAAGUGGUUACGUAUUUAAAUGUGUAUUCUUAAAACAAUUUAUUCUCGUGGAAGAUAGUAUAUAGAGAGUGUGAAGUAGAUUCUAGGACCGAGUUGUAAAUAUGAUGGUUUUAAAGAUUUGUCAUUUUAAAGUUUCAUUUAGGUGUCGUUUGUCUUCAAGUAAUGUGUCUUCUCAAUCGUCUCAAAUCUACGGGAAUUAGUGCUCAGGGGCUGUACGAUAUUUUGUAUUUCUAUGUAAUUCGAAUUCAUAUACAUGUACAUGUAGUGUUUUUCCUGAUUUUUUUUUUUAAGAAAGGCUGACUGGCUGAGUAAUUGGGUUAUAUCAUGACUACUUGAAAGCUUGACAUAAAAAAAUACCACCAGAAAUGCUUUAAGGCAACACUCUAUUUAUUUUGAAACAGCUAAAAUAUUUUUAGAGUAAAAUUUGGAUUACAAAUAGACACAAAACUAGUGGGAAAAUAAUGUGUGUGUUGUUUUUUUUUCAGACAAGUUUUUGUUUUCAUAACUGCUCAUGGUGACCCCUUUUUAAAUUGUAAUACUAUGUUAGUUUGAUGUUAAUUUUGUUCUCACAAUUACUCUUUGUUUAAGGUCGUUAGCCACAGGUUAAUAGAAACUCAUGAAGGAACAUUGACUGUCUCUUGUAAAGCACGCCCUCUGUUGUCAAGACUAUCUAUGGACUGAUCAAUGCAAAACACGUGUACUUGUACACGUAUGUACAUUAAUCUCUAAAAUAAUUUUGAUCAUAACUUGAAAUUUUGUUUAAAAAGAAAAUAGAUAAAGGCCACAGGUCAGGAGAAAAUAUUUGUAAGUGUUCAAUACAAUUCAUAUCGAUUCACUUUUGUAAAAAUAAACUUUCAAAAAACUCUUUUUGUCAAGCAGAUGCGAGUAGAGCUGUGCUGCGGUAUAAGAAAAAGUUAGUACAUGUACAUGCACUUGCAUGUAUUUUUGAGUGACGAAAAAACAGGCCGGCCCUGCCUAAAGUAGACUAGUUCCUUUGAUAUGGUAUGUUACUACAAGUUGUCAAGUCCUUGUUUCAGGGACACGACAAAGAUGGCACAUGUAAGUGAAAUGGGCUGCUGGUUUUCUCUCAACUCUGUUUGCCACUUAAUGCUUCCUCGUAGCAUUUUUAUUUUAAUAAAAAUGAAAGAACUGAGCGAAUGGGCCAUUGGAAAUAAUAAUCAUAUAUCGGUUUAGAAGUGAAGCUGCAAUCUUACAAGUGCAGCAAGUUUUCAAGAAGGCUACUGAAUAAAUCUUUGUACAGUUGUGAUGAUUGGAACC
Patiria miniata (bat star) is the source of this 3915-nucleotide messenger RNA. Its product is annotated as neurofilament heavy polypeptide-like. NCBI's taxonomy places the organism in Eukaryota, Metazoa, Echinodermata, Asteroidea, Valvatida, Asterinidae. The record is from RefSeq and is a predicted model, not a curated record. The coding region runs from base 95 to 1660 and encodes 521 amino acids. The transcript has a single exon.